ACAAGUAUGUCAUGUUCUCUCCAUACUUGUAUGUGUCUGUGUGAGAGGAGGAGUAAUGUGAUACAGCUCUCCCACCAUCAUUGAGCCCUCCCUCUUUCUCCCUUAGUUUCCCUCUAUUCAGUCUCUCCUACUGAAGGAACACUACAGAGCAUUCUCUCUUUUCCUCACUCAUGAUGAGGCUGCCUCCGCAGCAACCAGCAAAGUACAGUCCAGCCAGGGUGGCUUUCAGCUCUGAGGUCUGGAAGGUUUGGUCAGUGGCAUGUCCACAGAACCUUUACCCAAAAACAACAACCGCUCUGAUUCUCUACUCCCUAUUCACUUCGCAUUUUUCAUCGUUCUCAGGACUAGCCUAUUGCAUCAGUCACUUAGUCAGUGAGGGACUGUUUACCAGUCUCUUUGUUCUCUUUCCUGCUCUUUUGCUUUGUUCCAUUGCUCAACUUGAAGCACAGGGCGAAAGGGAGACUGGGUUGUUUUCUAAUAGUUGGGAAAGACUUUCUGUGGCCUUAUGCUUAGCCACCUCCCUCGCAAUUUCCCUCCCUUUCUCCUUCUAGUGGCUGUUUUCCUGUCGUAGCUGGGAACUGACUGAGGCAAGACUGUUUUCCUGUUGUGGCGUCACUUACACACGCUCUUUCUAUUCUAUUACUCGCUUUCUGUAUUUCUCUCUCGAUCCACUGUUCUGGCCACAGUUGGACAAGGCUUUUAGGAUUUCCUCUCUCAUUGCCAAGAGUCGUGAGAAAUCGAAUUGCUGACACCAGCUUGACCUUGGAUAUCGCAUCGCAUGUUGAGCAGUUUCCUCUGACAGUGGACUGAGUGUCUCUGUGAGUCUCUCAACCUGGGACGACUGCUCUUCUGGCCACAGCGUCCAUGAGGUAACGGCGGGAAGCCCCAUACCACCCUCACUCCGCCCUCCAUCCCCCUCUCCCUCCAUCCCCCUUUGCAGCGAUGGGUCAGAAGAUCUCGGGCAGCAUCAAGUCAGUGGACGCACGGGGUGAGCCUUCAUACCGGCCGGUCCGCCGUGAGCUGCAGGGUCCAGACUUCUGCCGGCCUCCUCGUCUGGACCUGCUUCUGGACAUGCCCCCUGCGACCUCUGACCUGCAGCUCCACCACGCCUGGAACCCAGAGGACCGCUCGCUCAACGUCUUUGUCAAGGAGGACGACAAGCUGACCUUCCACCGCCACCCGGUGGCCCAGAGCACCGACUGCAUCCGCGGCCAGGUGGGCUACACACGGGGGCUCCAUGUCUGGAGGAUCCACUGGCCGGCGAGACAACGAGGAACACACGCUGUCGUAGGGGUGGGCACGGCUGAUGCUCUUCUACACUCUGUGGGUUACACGGCCCUGGUGGGUUCUGACUGUGAGUCGUGGGGCUGGGACUUGGGCCGGAACAGACUCUACCACGACAGUAAGAACCGGCCGGCCUCCACCUCGGCACCAACAUACCCGUGUUUCCUGGAGGCAGACGAGUCAUUUGUUCUGCCAGACGCCCUGCUGGUGGUGCUGGACAUGGACGAAGGCUCGCUCAGCUUCAUGGUGGACGGCCAGUACCUGGGCGUGGCCUUCAGAGGGUUAAAGGGCAGGAGGCUGUACCCCAUCGUCAGCGCCGUGUGGGGACACUGUGAGGUCUCCAUCCGUUACAUCAAUGGACUGGAUCCGGAGCCCCUCCCCCUGAUGGACCUGUGCAGGCGAGUGGCCAGGCUGGCUCUGGGGCGGGACCGACUCAACCAGAUAGACACCCUCCCUCUGCCAGAGACCCUGAAGAACUACCUCCAGUACCAGUGACCCCACACACUCACCAGGACAACGGACGACUGACUGCUUGACGGCAGCUACAUUUCACUACAGUCGACCCCCAGAAAUGUAACCCUGAACCAUUGGACAUCUACUGAGGAUAAUGAUGAUGGACGGGAGGAAGCCUAUGAAGGAGUUUCUUUUUAGGAUUUGUCUGUUUUUAAUUUGUUUUUUAAAUUUGCUCACUGCUGUGAUGGAUGAUGGACAGAGGGAGGAUUAACGAAAGGAGGGGGAUGGGCUUCAGUCUGGACUGUAGCAGAAGUGUUGGGCUAUGAUGCUGGCUUCUCAUUGGGUAUAUGGGUCUAUAGUGCUUCUAGAAUAUGUGCCUGGAGGAACAGGGCGUUUGGGGAUGACGCAUAUAGACAUCAUACAUAGUUACUGUACAUCUAUACAGAUUCUCUGGAAGGCUCUCGGAACAUCUAGAUAUUUAUAUUUAGAGCCUAUAGCAGGCUCCACUGAGACUCACCAGCCCCUAGCCACAGGGAGCUAGAGGAUGGAAAACACACAGGCAGGCGAACAUCCUUGAAUGCAUG
Molecule: messenger RNA, 2321 nt
Organism: Salmo salar (Atlantic salmon)
Lineage: Eukaryota; Metazoa; Chordata; Actinopteri; Salmoniformes; Salmonidae
Product: SPRY domain-containing SOCS box protein 4
Biological process (GO): intracellular signal transduction; proteasome-mediated ubiquitin-dependent protein catabolic process
Cellular component (GO): SCF ubiquitin ligase complex
Molecular function (GO): protein binding
Source: RefSeq, a predicted model, not a curated record